This is a messenger RNA of Sinocyclocheilus grahami, 2655 nucleotides long. RefSeq names its product NAD(P) transhydrogenase, mitochondrial-like. The record is from RefSeq and is a predicted model, not a curated record. Gene Ontology annotation, molecular function: oxidoreductase activity; NADP binding. Bases 1 to 2532 code for a protein of 843 amino acids. Lineage: Eukaryota; Metazoa; Chordata; Actinopteri; Cypriniformes; Cyprinidae. Gene Ontology annotation, biological process: NADPH regeneration. The transcript has 16 exons. Gene Ontology annotation, cellular component: mitochondrial inner membrane.
AUGAAAGUGCUGGUUAUCGGUGGCGGCGUCGCAGGUCUGGCUGCGGCUGGAGCUGCUAAAUCAAUGGGUGCCAUAGUCAGAGGAUUCGACACCAGACCCGCAGCACUGGAGCAGUUCAAGUCGUUCGGAGCGGAGCCGCUGGAGAUACACAUCGCAGAGUCGGGCGAAGGCCUCGGAGGAUACGCCAAAGAAAUGUCUAAAGAGUUCCUGGAGGCCGAGAUGAGUCUGUUUGCCAAACAGUGCAAGGACGUCGACAUCGUCAUCAGCACGGCUCUGAUUCCUGGUAAAAGAGCUCCAGUGCUGAUCAAGCGUGAGAUGGUGGAGAGCAUGCGUGACGGGUCGGUGGUGGUGGAUCUGGCGGCGGAGGCCGGAGGAAACAUUGAGACCACUAAUCCCGGAGAGCUGUACGUCCAUCAGGGCGUGACACACAUCGGCUACACGGAUCUGCCCAGCCGGAUGCCCACACAGGCCAGCACACUCUACUCCAACAACAUCAUCAAGCUGCUGAAGGCCAUCAGCCCCGACAAAGAGCUCUUCCAGUUUGAGCCCUGCGAUGAGUUUGAUUACGGCACGCUGGAUCACGUGAUCAGAGGGACGAUGGUGAUGAAGCAAGGUAAGAAUCUUUUUCCCGCGCCGCUACCGAAAACCACCCCGCCGCCGCCACCUGCCAAGCUGAAGAGCGUCGCCGAGCUGGAGGCGGAGAAACAGGCCGAAAUAUCCCCGUUUAGACAGACCAUGACAUCAGCGGGAGUCUAUACAGCAGGUCUCUCGACCGUGAUGGGUUUGGGUAUCGCCUCUCCUAAUGCUGCCUUCACUCAGAUGGUGACGACCUUUGGCCUCGCUGGAAUUGUGGGAUAUCACACGGUGUGGGGCGUGACUCCGGCGCUGCACUCUCCGCUGAUGUCAGUGACCAACGCCAUCUCAGGUGAGGCUCACGCAGAUACACCUGAACAUAUAAGUGUGUGUGUCUGUCACUUGAUCUGCUCUUCAGGUGGGUUCCUGAUCACACAGAGGAUGCUGGACAUGUUUAAGAGGCCCACGGACCCUCCGGAGCACAACUACCUCUAUUCUCUGCCUGGCCUGGCGUUUGUGGGAGGAUACGGGGCGUCUCUGGCCGGAGGAUACAGCAUCGAGCAGAUGAUGUAUCUGGGCUCGGGUCUGUGUUGUGUCGGCGCUCUGGCUGGACUCUCGGCUCAGCGCACCAGUCGUCUGGGUAAUGCGCUGGGAAUGAUCGGGGUGGCAGGAGGAAUCGUAGCUACACUGGGCGCUCUGAAGCCCUCGCCCGAGCUCCUGUCGCAGAUGUCCCUCGCCAUGGCAACAGGUGGAACUCUGGGUCUGACCAUUGCCAAGCGCAUCGAGAUCUCAGAUCUGCCUCAGCUGGUCGCUGCGUUCCACAGUCUGGUGGGUCUGGCAGCGGUUCUCACCUGCGUCGCCGAGUUCAUGAUCGAGCAGCCGCACCUGGACGCUCAUCCGUCCGCCAGCGUGCUGAAGAUCGUGGCGUAUCUGGGCACCUACAUCGGCGGAGUGACCUUCAGCGGCUCUCUGGUCGCCUACGGAAAGUUACAAGGUUUGUUGGACUCGGCUCCUCUGCUGCUGCCGGGCCGUCACAUGCUGAACGCGGGUCUGAUGGCGGCGUCGGUGGGCGGGAUGGUGCCCUUCAUGCUGAGUGACAGCUUUAACAUGGGCAUGGGCUGCUUGCUGGGCGUCUCCGGCCUCUCCACCGUCAUGGGUGUGACGCUCACUGCAGCCAUCGGAGGAGCCGAUAUGCCCGUGGUGAUCACGGUGUUGAACAGUUACUCCGGAUGGGCGCUGUGUGCCGAGGGAUUCCUGCUGGACAACAACCUCAUGACCAUCGUGGGCGCUCUGAUCGGCUCGUCCGGUGCCAUCCUGUCCUACAUCAUGUGUGUGGCCAUGAACCGCUCGCUGCCAAACGUCAUUAUGGGAGGAUACGGAACCUCGUCCACUGCCGGCGGGAAACCCAUGGAGAUCGUCGGCACACACACUGAGAUCAACGUGGAACAGUCGAUCGAGAUGAUCAAAGAGGCCAACAGCAUCAUCAUAACGCCUGGCUGGGGUCUGUGUGCGGCCAAGGCUCAGUAUCCCAUCGCUGACAUGGUGAAGAUGUUGAGAGAGCAGGGCAAGACUGUGAGGUUCGGGAUUCACCCGGUGGCGGGCCGCAUGCCUGGACAGCUCAAUGUGCUUCUGGCCGAAGCUGGCGUCCCGUACGACGUCGUUCUAGAGAUGGACGAGAUCAACGAGGAUUUCCCAGAAGCUGACCUGGCGCUCGUGAUCGGAGCCAACGACACGGUCAACUCAGCCGCGCAGGAGGAUCCCAACUCCAUCAUCGCCGGGAUGCCUGUGCUGGAAGUCUGGAAGUCCAAACAGGUGAUCGUGAUGAAGCGUACUCUGGGUGUGGGAUACGCAGCGGUGGACAAUCCCAUCUUCUACAAGCCCAACACUGCUAUGCUGCUGGGAGACGCCAAGAAGACCUGCGACAGUUUACAGGCCAAAAUCAGAGAGGCCUACUACUAACACACAGCUCCAGACACAUGCACAAGAACACACUUUAUUACACAUUAAAGUGCCUUAAAAACAAGAAGCCAAUCAGCGAAUGCAUGCAGCUUUGACUUGUAAAUAAAAGUAUUUAAAUCUCAA